Messenger RNA from Pestalotiopsis fici W106-1, 8154 nucleotides. RefSeq lists its product as uncharacterized. The transcript is spliced from 7 exons. The record is from RefSeq and is a predicted model, not a curated record. Gene Ontology annotation, biological process: fatty acid biosynthetic process. Gene Ontology annotation, molecular function: phosphopantetheine binding; 3-oxoacyl-[acyl-carrier-protein] synthase activity; fatty acid synthase activity. NCBI's taxonomy places the organism in Eukaryota, Fungi, Ascomycota, Sordariomycetes, Amphisphaeriales, Sporocadaceae. The coding region runs from base 1 to 8154 and encodes 2717 amino acids.
AUGUCUCAACCAACUUCGGUUCCCAAGCUGCUCCUCCACCAUGCGGUGGAAAGCCGGGACAAGGUGGCCUUCUUGGGCCCAGGCUGGUCCAUUACCUACAGUGACCUUGAAAAGCGAACGCGGCUUGUGGCAGCUCAUCUGGCGCGGGCCGGUAUAGGACGAGGAGAUUUCGUAGCCAUUGUGCUAGGGAGAUGCUUGGAGGCGGUGGAGUCUGUGUUGGCAAUCAUGAGAGCCGGCGCCGUGAGCGUUCCCCUAGAUCCGCGUUCACCACCAGCAGACCUGGCCAGGGUUUUGGAGCACAGCGGAGCCCGCGCAAUCAUAACUGAUGAUCGGCACUUGGCUACGGUGUCCGCCGCAGCCGUCAAAGGAUCCUUGAUUAUCAUAAGCACUACGAAUGCUCAGGUGGAUGUCAUAGAAAGCCUCAAGACGGAGCGGUACCAAGACUGGGUUGAAGAUGAUGGAUACUCGACGUCGGAUGUCCACCUGGACAGCCUAGGCGAUGAGGAGGAGGCCUUUCUGCACUACACUUCUGGAACAACCAGCCUACCCAAGGGAGUCUUGUCGAGUCAAAAGAGCGCACUGUGGAACGUUGAAAAGGUCACUUCAGUGUUUGAGUUUUCCUCUGAGGACCGCUUCUUCUGGCCACUCCCCUUGUUUCACAUUCUCGGCCACUCCUUAUGUAUACUGGCCACCGUGGCCAAGGGUGCCAGCGCCUAUCUUUCGGACCCUGACCAGUUGCUGUUGGAUAACCUCUUGGUCAAGGAUGUUGAAGACACGACCUUCAUUGCAGGUGCCCCGGCCACGUUUCACGAGCUUGUCGAAGCCAAGGCGGCAUCGUCGUCGACUCUGAGUUUGCCCAAAUUGAGGGCAUGUAUGAGCGCAGGUGCUGCGGCAUCUGUUUCUCUGUGUGAUCAGGUCCAUGAGCUGUUCGGAGUGUCGCUUCUCAACAACUACGGAUGCACAGAGACUUGCGGCGCCAUUGCCAUUAGCCGGCCUGGCCAUGUCUAUCGGCAACAUGGGAGUGUUACCCCACUCCCCGACUGGGAGAUUCAGCUGAUGGAUCAAGAUGGGAAGCAAGUCCGCGAAGGCGAGCAAGGCGAGCUCUGGGUGCGCGGUCCCGGCCUGAUGCUGGGUUACUACAAAGAAACUCAGUCGCCAUUCACUGAAGAUGCUUGGUUUCCCACUGGUGAUACAGGAAUUCUCACCACUUCGGAUGUCGGAAAAGAGCUCAGCCUCGUGGGUCGGAAAAAGGAGUUGAUCAUCCGGGGAGGAGAAAACAUACAGCCAGCUGAGUUGGAACAAGUCUUGCUCCAGCACCCUGGCGUGGCAGACGUUGCUGUUUCUGGCAUUCUACACGGAUUGCUUGGCGAGACGCCUGCCGCGUUCAUUGUCAAGGAGACUCCAGACCUUGACCUUGACCUUUCCUCCCUGAUCGCCACGUGCAGAGAAGCUUUGCCAGACUACAAGGUGCCUACAGCAUUUUACGAAAUCGACGCUGUGCCUCGGACCCUUUUAGGCAAGCCCAAGCGGUUGGCCGUAGCGUCUUACACGAGCAAACCACUCACGGUUCGCUCCAGGUUACAAACAAGAGCCGCCGUCGAGGCAUUGGUUCUUGCAGAAACGGCCGGGGCCUGCGGUGUGCAAGCCGAGCCCGGGGAGAAGGAAUCGGACCCGGAUUGGCUUCGCAAAUACGCCGACGAGUCCUUUUCCCAUCUCGGCCUGACCUCCAUGGCCGGUGUCGUCCUGCGAGACCGACUGGCCAACCUCACCGGCUUGGUUGAUCUGCCCAACACCCUCGUCUUUGACUACUCUACUCCAGCGGCUGUGCGCGACUACCUAUUCAACAGGCUCAGGGAGCAGGAAUCGCCGCUCCCAUCCAAGUCAGCACCUGCACUGAGCUUGCCCAGCAAGGCUGAGCCCAUUGCCAUUAUCUCAAUGGCCUGUAGAUAUCCUGGAGGAAUCUCUUCGCCAGAGGACUUGUGGCAACUCGUUUCCGACGAGAUAGACGCAACUACUGACUUUCCGAGUGAUCGUGGCUGGGAUAUCGAUAGUCUGUAUAGUACCGACCCGACGGAACCUUUCACCUCGACCACGAAGCGCGGCGGUUUCCUGCCCGACUUUGCCGACUUUGAUGCCGGUCUAUUUGGCAUGGCACCUCGAGAAGCCCUGGCUACGGAUCCCCAGCAACGUUUACUACUGGAAACGACGUGGGAACUAGCCGAACGAGGAGGCAUUGCCCCGUUGUCGCUCAAAGGCACCCAGACUGGUUGCUUCAUUGGCACGCUGUAUGAUGAUUACGAAGCAAACGGCUUUGGCAACGCUGAAUUGGAAGCUCAUCUUGGUCUUGGAUCCUCCGGCAGUGUCAUGUCCGGUCGCAUUUCCUACUACUUUGGUCUCCACGGUCCGUCAAUAGUCAUAUCAACCGGUUGUUCGUCCUCGCUCUGCGCCGUCCAUUCAGCAGCCCAAGCUCUCAGGAACGAAGAGUGCACACUCGCCAUUGCAGGUGGAAUCACGUGCAUGGCUUCGCCCAGGCCAUUCACCAUGUUUAGCAAGCGACGAGGUCUCUCGGCCGAUGGGCGAUGCCGAACGUACUCGAGCGACGCCGCCGGCACCGGUUGGUCCGAGGGCGUAGGUCUCAUCAUGCUCGAAAAGCUCUCAGACGCCCAGCGCAACGGACAUCGCGUACUGGGCGUGAUUCGGGGCUCCGCCGUCAACUCGGACGGCACGUCCAACGGUCUGACGGCCCCGAGCGGACCUGCGCAGCAAAUGUGUAUCCAGAGCGCGCUGUCCCAAGCGGCGCUGUCGCCUACCGACAUUGAUGUUCUCGAAGGUCACGGGACUGCCACGCCCUUGGGUGAUCCCAUCGAGGUACAGGCCGUGAUCAACACCUACGGCAAUGGGUCUGGCAAUGAUCCCCGCGCGAAUCCAUUGCUGAUUGGUUCAAUCAAGUCCAAUAUUGGCCACACCCAGGCCGCAGCCGCCGUGGCUGGAAUCAUCAAGAUGGUCAAGUCCAUUCAUCAUGGUGUUGCCCCAGCAUCCUUGCACAUCCGCGAACCUUCACGACACAUUGAUUGGGAUGGGUGUGGUGUUGAGCCACUUAGCAAGGCCAAGCAGUGGCCAUCUGUGGACAGGGCGAGACGUGCAGCCGUGUCAUCAUUUGGUAUUGGAGGCACAAACGCACACAUCAUUUUGGAACAGCCUGAUUCUAUUGAACAGAAUGGCGUCUCGACGCCAAAGAAUCACACAAUUGCUUUUCCAUGGAUCAUUUCUGGCGCCGACGAAAAUGCUCUGCGCGCGCAAGCCCAGUCACUUCUGGCGGCCUGGCGCAAGUCCCUCAGUCAUGAGAGCCCGUCCGACAUUGCAUUCUCCCUUGCAACCGCGAGAUCUUCUCUCAAAUAUAGGGCCGUGGUGACGUACACCGCCGGAGGCGACUUGAACGAUCAGAUUGAAACGGCACUUACGGCUCUCGCUGAAGAUGAAUCCCAUCCCGACGUCGUGACAGGACACACCAACACCACUGGCAACAAGCCGCGUCUGGCUUGUCUAUUCUCGGGACAGGGUAGUCGGAUGCCCGAUCCCAGCGCCAUCGAGGAGCUUUCUACCGUUUUCCCCAUCUUCUCCCGCGCAUUCAAGGAGGCCUGCGAGGAAGUCAAUCAGUACCUCGAAUGUCCGCUUGAACGUGCUUUGAGUGACAGUAGCCUCCUGGACCGAACUGACUUUGCGCAGCCCGCCUUGUUUGUCUUUGAGGUGGCAAUGUACCGCCUGCUCGAGUCCUUCGAUGUGAUUCCCGACGUGGUGUCUGGACAUUCUCUAGGAGAAAUCGCAGCAGCUCACAUUUCUGGAGCUCUGACUCUCCGCGACGCUGCCAUCAUCGUUACCACCCGUUCCAGAUUAAUGGCUGCUCUAGAUGCCAAUGGCGGCAUGGUGAGCAUUGCGGCUCCUGAGCAAGAAGUCGCCGAAGAGCUGUCACGCCUGGGCAGCACGGCAAUCAUUGCAGUUGUCAACUCUGAAAAAUCGGUUGUGGUAUCCGGUACUCGAGAGGCCAUAACCGCUGUUGCAGACAGAUUUACAGAGCUAGGACGAAGAACGACUAUUCUGCGCAAUGUCAACCACGGCUUCCACUCGCCAAUGAUGAACGGUAUUCUGGGAGACCUUGAAGAAGCUCUGGCGUCGUCCAUUGGAAGUGGAACAUCCUCCAAGAUUCCGCUCGUGUCCACCGUCACGGGCAAGCUCGCCGAAGCGGCCCAGCUGACCUCUCCCCAAUACUGGACACGCCACGUCAGCGAGCCAGUUCGCUUCGCAGACUCCGUCAACGAGCUUCGCUCAAACGAACGUGUCUCGGUGUUUAUUGAAGUCGGUCCCUCUGCAGUCCUCUCUCCCCAUGUCCCGGGUACUGUCGCCACAUAUGGCACAGUCGGCAAGCUACUGAACACGCUGGGUCAAAUCUGGGCGCGCGGCGUGCCCGUCAACUGGCAGGCCGUAUUCGGUGGCGUAGGUGCGCAUCUCGUCGACUUGCCCGUCUAUGCCUUCCAGAGGCGCAAGUAUUGGCUACCAUAUAGAACCCUGUUGCCAGCAGAAUCUGUGGGGGCGUCUGGCGCCUCCUCACCGGGUCGCACUUCAGACAUUGGUACUUCUACAUUGAACCAUGGAGUGCUCUACCGGACUACAUCCAUUGCGGGGACAAACGACAUCAUCUGUGCCGGUUUCGUCUCCGCAAGCAAGCAGCCCUGGCUGCGCGACCAUAUUAUUAGUGGUCAGAGCCUUGUUCCUGCCACAGCCUUUGCCGAGCUGGCUUUGCGGGCUGGUCGCGAAUGUGCCGAUCCCUCUGGAUCUGAGCAGGUGAUUCUCGAUGAGCUCAUCAUUCUCGCACCCCUAGCCUUGUCUCUAGAGGAAGAUGACGAGGAACAAGAAUUUGAGGUACAAGUCGUGAUCAAGGAGUUGGAAGACGAAGAGAGCACUAUCCGACGAAGCAUUGACGUUUAUUCACGUCUUCAUGCUGUCUCAACCCAACCCGACUGGGUACAGCAUGCCACGGGUACCCUGAAGUUGAUUUCGUUGCCACCACCCGAAAAGGAUGUAUUUACCAAUGGCACACACGACGUAGAGAACUCCGAGGUGGAUGUUUCCAAAGCAUAUGCCAUGCUAGAAGACUUUGGCAUCAGCUAUGGACCAGCCUUCCAAGGCGUCCGCGGUGGUUGGCGUCAGCACGACAACGAGCUCUUGGUACAGAUCAACCCGCCUCAGGACCAGGACUCCAAGGCGGGCUUCGUCCUCCACCCAGCCCUUCUCGAUGCUGCUUUGCACGCUCCCAUCCUCGCAGCACCUGAAAAGGUUUCUAGUGGCCAGAUUCGACUGCCAUUCUCCUUCAAGGGCAUACAAGUCUUUGAGGCUGCCACCAGCACCUCUGGGCCAGUUUUGGCCCGCAUUCGCGAUUUGGAUGAUGAGCGCUUUUCCGUGACCAUCACGAACAAGGCAACAGGCGCAGCAGUGGCAGAGAUUUCUGAAGUCAUGCUGCGCGCAGUCCAGCCUCCCGUUGUCGAAGGAGAUUUAUACCGACUCAAGUGGACCGAGUUGAAGGCAGCUCAGACAACAAAGCCAAACCUUGUCGAUGACAUCUUCACCGUUCAAGCUCCCCGCAACGUAGAUGCCGCCGAUAUUCCCAAGGCUGUUCAUAAUGCCGUCUCGGAAGCACUCCGUGCUAUACAACAGUGGAGGACCAAAAAGGCGAAUUCUUCCGACAAAAUUCGUCUCAUCUUUGUCACUGAACAGGCGUCGCUGCACCCUGACGUCAAUGUUAUCGAUGCCGCCGUCUGGGGCUUUGUGCGGUCUGCGCAGACAGAGUUUGGUGGGGAGAAUAUCAUUCUGAUAGAUCUCGACGGGUCGGCAGAGUCACAGGAGGCUCUUCCAUCCGCCUUUGAUUGUGGACAAGAAGUUGUUGCUCUGCAAGAUGGCAAGAUCAUGGUUCCCACGCUCAGCAAAGAACCCCCGGUUCCAAGCACCUCGACAACUCUCGAUGUCAGUGGUACAGUUCUAAUCACCGGAGGUACAGGAGGUCUGGGUGCCAUACUCAGUAGACACCUUGUGCAAACCUGCGGGGCAAGAAAUCUGCUUUUGACAAGUAGGUCGGGCAUCAAGGCUGCCGGAGCGACUGAGUUGCUUGACGAGCUAAGCGCUCAAGACGCAACGGUUGUGCGUAUCGAGUCGUGCGAUAUUAGUGAUCGCGCUCAGUUGGCCACGCUACUUGAAGGCAAUCACGGACAUCCACCCAUAACUGCCAUCAUCCACUGCGCCGGCGUGGUGGAUGAUGGAGUCUUGACCUCGCUAACUCCAGAACGGAUUUCCCGUGUCUUGCAAGCAAAGGUUGAUGCUGCUUGGAAUCUGCACCAGCUGGCGCCAGAGACAACACGUACUUUUGUCCUCUACUCAUCCUUUGUCGGCAUUGUUGGAAACGAAGGCCAAGCCGCAUACACGGCGGGCAAUGCCUUCCUCAAUGCUUUGGCCCGCAUGCGCGUUGCUCAGGGACUCCCCGCAGUGUCGCUGGCUUGGGGCCCUUGGGCCAAUGAUGUCGGCAUGGCUGCCGGGGAUAAAUUGGUGAUUCCCAAUCUUCGCAUCGCCAGCGCUCAACCGGUCGUGGAUCAGCAAGGACUGCAUCUGUUUGACCGCGCACUACAGACUUCAGAGCCUGUUCUUGUGCCACUAUUGCUACGCGGACCCUUCCCCAUGGUGCCAUCCGCCGCUGCGGUGACCAAGUCCAAGAAGGCUACCGCCAAGGGCAAGGCAAAGACGGGCGCUGCAUGGCGCAAGAAGCUUGCAGCAGUCUCUCCAGAGAGUCGCUCCGAUACUCUUCUGGGUCUGGUGCGAGACGAAAUUGCCGCGGUGCUUGGAUAUCAGGGCCAGGAGCUGCCAGACGGGCCACUGUCCGACCUUGGUUUCGACUCGUUUACCUCGGUCACGGUCAGCAACAGGAUGAGAGUGCUGACGGGUUUCCGUGACCUUCCAGUGACCCUGGCACUCGACUACGAUACACCUCAGGCACUGGUGCAGUACCUGCUGGAUCGAAUCAAUGCUGAACCAGAAACCGAAAUCGAGUUGGACCAAGACGUUGCCGAGGAAGAGACAGUUUCUGGAACAAACGGUCACCAGAAUGGCCAUCAAAAUGGCACCCAGAAUGGCCAUUCCAACGGACAUGCCAACGGCGCGUCCACCAAUGGCGAUGCUACUGAUGGCAUUGACCCCGAAGAGUUCCGAGGGCUUUCCACACUUCACCGGCGCCUCUGCCGACUCGAGCAGUACACUGCCGCGGCAGACCUGCUGGCCUCUGCCGCACUGGCAAUGCCAACAUUCCCCAGCAAUGGCCGCAAACUGUUGGAUUAUGUGGCGGAUCCUCAUCGCCUGGCGACUGGUCCCGAAGUCUCGCCUGGCAACGACGCGCCCCUGCCCGUAGUCUUUAUUGCCCCCUUCUUCCCACGCAUCAAGAUUGGAGGAAUCUCGCUCAGUGUGUACAGUGCUGUAGCAGCUUCUCUGAAUGGAAAGAGGGACGUGUUUGAGCUCCCACACCCCGAGGGACAAUAUGUUCCCGAGGACCUUGACACACUGGCCGAGCUACAUGUCAGUACCAUCGAGCAACAGUUUGGCGAUAGGCCAGGCAUCAUUUUGGCAGGUUACUCUGCCGGCGGCACGGUCGCGUACGCCGUGGCCUCCAAGCUGGCCCAGGCCGGCAAACACCCCCGUCUGGCGGGCUUUGUCUUGGUAGACACAUACCUGACCAUGACGGGACGGGGCGAUCCAGACUGGCUCAACGCCUUGCCGGCCGAGGCGCUCGUGUCGCGUCUCGGAGGACCGGACAGCACAGGGGAGAGUCUGGUGGGAGAUUUGGAUCUGGCAUUGGCCAAGGUGGGCGGGUACUUUAGAACUCUGCGAGACUGGGACCAAGAGCUUUAUCCCCUACCCGAUGCACUGUCGACUCUCUUUGUGCGAGCUCUAGAUCCGUCGGAGAAGAUGCCCAAGAACGCGGAUAUAUGGCGUCCAAGAUGGCAACGGGCGAAUCACACGGUUGAGGUGCCUGGAAGUCAUUUGGCCCUUCUUGACAAGCGCUAUGCUCCGGCAAUUGCUGUUGAAAUUGAACAUUGGGCAAAGGAGCAGUUGGGGGUUUGA